UUCCAAGAUUGAUACUAAGAACGCUGGGUUAUACCAGUAUAGAUACUUCCAUUGGAGUCCAAAGAAAUAUAAUUUAAUCUAAAAAGAGUAUUACGUGGAAUUAGGAAGAAAUGCCUGAUUAUAGUUCUGAGUACGGUAAUGAGAGUGGACGCGGAGGAAGUGAAUCCAGUGAAGACGAUCCGCCAAUGUCACGUCUUUUUGUUUUUUGUGAUAAGGGUCAUUCAGAAAAUGACAUUCGCAAAAGCUUUUCACCGUUUGGUCGAAUCGAGGACAUAAAAAUCAUUAAAGAAAAGGAUACAGGAGAAAAUAAAGGUUUUGCAUAUGUAAAAUUUGCCAAAACUUCUGAUGCCGCAAAAGCGCAGGAGGAAUUACAUGGCAGUAUUAUUGGGAAGUCUGACCGGCCGCUAAGAGUUUUUGUAGCAGCAAGCCGCAGUCAAGGUGCCAAUAAGUCUCAAAAAAUCGAGCAAGAACAAUGUGUCAGACUUUUCAUACAAUGUCCCAAUGCCGGUGAACAAGAUCUACGUGAAGAGUUUAAACAAUGGGGACCGGUGGAAAAUGUUGUUCUCAUACGCCAUAAGGACACCGGAAAUCCAAAGGGAUUCGGUUAUAUACGAUAUACAAGAUUUUAUCAUGCCGCCCUUGCUCUUGAAAAUUGCCCUGCAAAAUAUAAGGCCAAGUUUGCUGAACCAAAAAAUGCCAAACGUCCAUCAGAUGAUCAUAGCUCAUCGUCGGAUAACAAAAAUGAGACAACACAACUUUUACGUUUAAAAAAUAAUGAAACUUCCCAGCCCACAUCAUUGAAUGUUGUUGUUAGUAAGACCAUCAAACAAGAUCAAUUAUGGCGUUUAUUUGAUAUUGUGCCCGGUUUGGAUUACUGCCAAAUAUUAAAAGAGGGUGAUUACAACAAUGAAGCUAUAGUAGUUUACCAUAACCCAGAAUCUGCCAUAUAUGCCAAAGAAAAAGUUCACGGAUUUGAAUAUCCAGUGGGAGAGCGAAUAAUUGUAAAACUUUCUGAAAUGAGUUCAGCAAAGAUUGAUACAUCUUUCAUUGAGAAACAUACAAAGAAAGACACUUUUUGUAGUGUUCCUUUGCCCCAAGCACAACCAAUGGCCCCAAAUGAUGCUGUUGUUGCAAAGAGAUUAUUUAUGAUAAUGCCUACGACUGUUCCCGUAGCUAUAUUGAAAAAUAUUUUUUCUUGCUGGCCUGGAUUGAUUGAUCUUUACUUCUUGCCAAAUAAAUCAUGUGGUUAUGUUAAAUAUGCCGAUGCUGAAUCGGCCAUGAAAGCAAUGGAAACCUUAAGUGGAGCAGAAAUUUGUGGUACUAAAAUAAAGAUUGUGGAGGCAGAGGAGCAAGUAAAGGGCGAAAAAAAUGGUAACGACGAUGUCAGCCGUAAGCGCAUGCGCCGCAAUUAA
This is a messenger RNA of Stomoxys calcitrans (stable fly), 1412 nucleotides long. Its product is annotated as RNA-binding protein 45. The coding region runs from base 111 to 1412 and encodes 433 amino acids. The transcript is spliced from 7 exons. Gene Ontology annotation, molecular function: RNA binding. NCBI's taxonomy places the organism in Eukaryota, Metazoa, Arthropoda, Insecta, Diptera, Muscidae. The record is from RefSeq and is a predicted model, not a curated record.